Messenger RNA from Solanum stenotomum, 2392 nucleotides. Its product is annotated as putative late blight resistance protein homolog R1B-16. Gene Ontology annotation, biological process: defense response to other organism. Bases 42 to 2225 code for a protein of 727 amino acids. Lineage: Eukaryota; Viridiplantae; Streptophyta; Magnoliopsida; Solanales; Solanaceae. The transcript has 2 exons. The record is from RefSeq and is a predicted model, not a curated record. Gene Ontology annotation, molecular function: ADP binding.
GUUUGGCCGGAUCAUAGUAGUUUCCACAAUCGCCAAUUGUCAUGGAUGUUGUUGAAACUUCUGGAAAGCCUUCCACAAAACCUAGUAGUACAUCAAUUUAUGAUGAUGAUGAAGUUGUCGGCUUUGAGAAACAUGCAGAAAUUAUGAUGAAGAAAUUGACACAAGGAACAAAGGAGCGGGAUGUUAUCUCCAUCUAUGGAAUGCCUGGAUUCCGUAAAACAACUUUGGCAAGGAAGGUGUACUACCAUCCCUCUAUUGUUAAUCACUUUGAUGUUAAAGCAUGGUGUGCUGUGUCACAAGCAUAUAAUAGAAGGAUGUUAUUGGCUGAGAUUUUCAAACAAGCAACAAAUGAUGAUAGCGAAAUCAAAGAGGAGGAUGAUGUAGCUGACAUGUUGCGCAAGAGUCUAAUAAGCAGAAGAUAUCUCAUUGUAUUAGAUGACAUUUGGGAUGUCGAGGCAUGGGAAGAUUUGGGAACAUGUUUCCCUCAAGGUAAAUAUGGAAGCAGAGUAAUGGUCACAACACGAAUUGAACAAGUGUCUAAGGAUCUUCAUCAUCACAGUGAUCCUUAUUCUCUUAGCUUUCUAACGUUCGGAGAGACUUGGGAAUUAUUGGAGAAGAAGGUAUUUCGAGGAGAAAGUUGUCCCCCGGAUCUACUGGAAGCAGGGUUACAAGUUGCCCAACACUGUAAGGGAUUGCCUCUUGUGGUUGUCCUGAUUGCUGGAAUUAUUGCAAAAAUGGAAAGGGAGGCAUCCUUGUGGCUCGAGGUUGCAAAUGACUUAAGUUCUUUUGCUUUAGGAGAGCAGAGUAUGAAGGUAAUACAAUCAAGUUAUGACCAAUUAGAAGACCACUUAAAGCCUUGCCUUCUUUACAUGGGAUUGUUUCCAGAAGACCAUAAGAUUCCAGUGGAUAAUCUGCUGAAGUUGUGGAUGGCUGAAGAGUUUGUAUUGAAUUCUGAAACAGAGAACAUCGAGGAAGCAUCUCGAAAUUGCUUGAGUGAUUUGCUUAACAGAAGCCUAGUAAUGGUCUCCGGAAUGAGAAUUGAUCAUGUUGUAGAAUACUGCUCACUUAAUGAUGUAGUGCGUGAGUUCUGCUUGAGAAAACUCACAGAAGACAAGUAUACUCAGGUCGCAGUGCCAUACAAUCCGUAUCAACAUUUGCAUUCCACGGAAUCACGGUUAUGCAUUUAUAUUCAUGAUGAUCUUAUUAAACAAUUAGAUCAUUCCGACUACCAGCUGGAUAAGAUUCCAAUGCUCGAUUUCAAGGAAACAAAAUCUCUGGAGUUCAUUGCUCAUCCAAAACUCAAUACAUGGAAUAACCUAUAUUCAAAUCCUUUACAUUUAGCAGUUAAAUUCAGAUCUAUUCGGGCAGUGUAUUUGAUGGAGUGGAUAUCACAUCUACACAAUCUCCAAACUCUACAGCUCCGGUCCAAUGAGAAGUUACACCUAAGGGCUGCUACUUUAUGGGAAAUGACGAAGCUAAGGCAUAUGAAUAUAGACUGUUUUUCGUUGGUAUGGGAAGACAUUAAUGAAGAAGGAAGUUUUGAAGAAUGUUCAACAAUGCUAGAGAACAUGAAGACUUUUCACACUUGCCAUAUAUUGUUAGAUAAUAAGAAUCCAAGGUUCUGGUGGAGGUUUUCAAAUCUCGAAGAUCUCAGCCUCCACGUCAAAUGUGUACCUAAGUUUCCUUUGUUUUCCAUACCGAAAGUUCAUACUAGCCUUCAUUCUCUUUCUCUGGUUUUAUCUUUCACGGAAUUCUGGGAUUCAGUUGGCCGAUGGGAGAGCUAUUGUGUGUUCCCUCCAAAUCUUAGGCAUUUGUGCCUUGCAGGCUGUUUGUUAACUGAACAAAUGAUAUUAUACAUUGCAAGAUUGGAGAAUCUUGAGAGUCUGAAAUUAGAGUUGGGAAUUCCUUUGGGGAGAUCAGAGAGCUAUUGUUGGGACGUCACAAAUGUGGAGUUCCCUGCACUCAAAUAUUUGACAUUACUCGGUAUGCAGAUAGACGAAUGGAAAGCUUCAGAGGAAUCCUUUCCCGUGCUUGAGGUGCUAUCUAUAAAAGCUGGUUUCGAAUUCCUGGAGAUCCCUCCUAGCUUUCAGGAUAUUCCAGCACUGCGACUUAUUGAACUGUUUGACUGCAACGACUAUCUUGUUGAUUCAGCUUUGAAACUCAAAAAAGAAAUUGAAGAAAACACAGGAAGUGACGGUCUCCAAGUUGUUAAAUUGAAGGACUAAUAAAGCUUAUAGCGGAAAACACCUCUUUAGUUUCUUCCAUCUCAUAUAUAUGGAGAAAACAAUUCUCUGUAUGUAUAUUCAAUCUUGUAAUGCUCAUGAAUUUGUUAAACUGCUUAUUUGAUUUUAAAAGGCCUAAAUUACUCAAUCACAGAGACUACUCUAUCAAA